Molecule: messenger RNA, 1150 nt
Organism: Mastomys coucha (southern multimammate mouse)
Lineage: Eukaryota; Metazoa; Chordata; Mammalia; Rodentia; Muridae
Exons: 1
Coding region: 18-365 (115 amino acids)
Source: RefSeq, a predicted model, not a curated record
GGGAGUCGGGGUCUGGGAUGGCGGGUCUCGGCGCGCGGGGCGGCAGCGACAGUCCGGGCAGCGAGGUCCCGUGGCACGCCGAGGUUCCUCUCGCUCAGACAAGCUGCCGGCUCUCCAGCUCCACGGAGCAUGCGCCACGGAGAGAGGGGCGGGGCCCCGCGACGUGCGCACGCAGCCAAUCGGCGGCCACGCAGCGGUACGGCUCCGGCGCCCGGCGACGCCUCCGCGCGAGCGUCCUCCGGUGGGCGGAAGUGACGGGAGUUCCCGUCCGGCCCGGGGUACGGCGAGCGAGAAGGGACAAGUGCAGCGCGGAGGCGACCUGUGCGCUGGGAGGCGCUGUGGAGACGGAGGCACAGCCCCGCUGAGGAAAGCUGAGAUUUGACGUUUCAGUGCUCGGGGAGCCGCGCCUCGUCCCCUGGAGCGACAAGUCGAAGCGGCCACGCUCCGCCUACUGAGCCGGGUCCUUGGUUCCCGGAAGUGCUGGGCUGCCCCGCAGGAGUUACCUUCUGUGCAUUUUCUCCUAAACCCACACGUUAUUCACGACUUUGUCCAUGACUAUGGAAAAUAAAAAAGCAAGGUUCCCUCGCCUGGCGAUGGUGCAAGCCUGUCUGUCUGCUGGAGGAUGGUGAGUCCCGUGUCACGUCAACCUGUCUCAACAGGAAAAAGAAAAUCUGUAAAACCUAACGUCUCAUCUUGCUCAGCCUUCUCUUCUGACAAAUGUGAGGCUGAGAUCCCUCACAAAAAGAGAAAAAUUCUUUUCUAAGGAUAAGGCAAGUUGAAACCAAUGGAGUGGGUGUCAGGAUAUCGACUCAGUCCUCACUGUGUGUUGUUAGCACCUUACAGAAUAUUGUUUUGGACGGACAGAAGGAGCUGCACCCCCUGCGAACUUGUAUAAAGACACAUUCUGGUGCGUACUGUGACCUGUCUGCAAUCCCAGCACAGGGAGGAAUUUUAGGCCGGCCUGGCUACAUUCCGAGAUCCUGUGCACGCCUGACCUGGGUUAACAUGCUGCCUCAAACAAAUGAGCAAAACCAAUUCCAUCCUCCAGAUGGUGCCACACAGGAUGUGUUAGGCUAAGUGUUCUGGCUACAUGUUUGCCUGCAGGCCAGAAGAGGGUACCAGAUCACAUUAUAGAUGGUUAUGAGCCGCC